Molecule: messenger RNA, 1321 nt
Organism: Drosophila ficusphila
Lineage: Eukaryota; Metazoa; Arthropoda; Insecta; Diptera; Drosophilidae
Exons: 1
Coding region: 156-1205 (349 amino acids)
Biological process (GO): protein insertion into mitochondrial inner membrane from matrix; inner mitochondrial membrane organization
Cellular component (GO): mitochondrial inner membrane
Molecular function (GO): ribosome binding
Source: RefSeq, a predicted model, not a curated record
AAUGACACUAAUAUCAAUGGGCUGGAUCUGUCAAAAUUAAACGUACUGAAUUGCUCAAAAUUUGGAGGCACACGAGAAAAAAAACUACUUUUCUCGGGGGCACAGACGAAGAAAUUGGAUAGAAAAAUGCACAGUGCCCCACUCUAAGAGUCGCGAUGCUUUUAAAAAUUCUACGUAAAUAUGGCACACUGAACCACUUGGUAAGCAACCACCAUCCUCAGGUCACGACUUCCCGGCGUCCAAGUCCUGCCCAUCUGAAAUCUGGAUCUGGAUCUGGAUGCGGAUGUGGAAGAUUCCCCGGAGAUCCGCGAUUGAUCCGGCGUCAGGUACACGACUGGGAUCAACGGCGCAAAACCAUUCCAAAGUUGGUGUAUCUGCACAACCCGUGGAAGUACCUGCUGACCAAGUUUAAUCUGUGGAAGCUAAAAUGGCUGUGGGAUCGGGACUUCAGCGAACCGGACUUCCUGGAGGGCGCCAAACAGGCGGCGAUCGUUAUGACGGACAUCAUCCGGCUGCAAAGUGCGGAGCGGAUCAGCGAGUACACGACUCCGGUGGGAUUCCAGCAGAUCACCCGGGACAUGCUGCUUUCCCGAAACGACACGCGCCUCCAGUUGGUCAGAUUCGAGCGGGAACACCUUCGCCGAGCGAUUCCCAUGAAGGUUGCCACGCGGCAGAACUUUGGAAGGAAGUACGCCUUCAUUGACAUGCUCUUCGUGGGUCUGCGGAACACCAAGGACUUCGACACGGCCACCGAGGUGGUGGAAAUCAACGAGAUCAUCCGCAGGAUGGACAAUGAACUGAAGACCCCGCCGGAAGUUGUGUCAGUUCCGCAUCGAAUAGUGUUUGCCGAGAUCUUUAUCCGUUUCAGAAGAGAUUACACUGCCGAUACGAGACGAGGGGUCAACCCAAGUUCUCCCUUCAACCAAAGUUCCCCUAUUAACUCGCCCUUUAGUGCACCCAACGGUCCAGCACCUGUGGCCAAUGGAAAACCACUCCAACAAUCCUUCAUACAAUCCGCAGUGGAUCCCAUGAGAUCCGCCCAGAAUGCUGGAGCAACGGCUCUGCCCCUAACUGGUAGAAUUCUACCCCGAACGGACGAUGUGGGAUGGUCGGUGUCCUUCUACAAGAUCCUUACCUUCGAUGUCCUCAACUACGAUCCGCAGUCCCGAAAACAGCAGCGCCGCCAGUCCCACGAGAAUCCUUAGUGUUUGUGUAAUAUUGAUCAGUAUUUCCUCCGGAUAUCCACCAUUUGCUACAGUUAAAACUAUAUUGAUACAAAAUUAUAGAUGAUACCUACAAAAAAUAAAAUGAUAUAAGCAUU